UUGGUAAUAGAGAUUGUUAACAGCAUCUUGUAAAAAGCACUCUACCACUUAAAGGAAAUGGAGACUCAGUAUUCCCAAGAAAGUGCUAUGACUUUCCAAAGGUCCUGCACUGGCAACUGUAUGAAAUGUCUAUGACCUUGCUAGUUAGUAGACUCAUAAGCUUUCUGGACUUAUGAUCUUCUGGAAGUACUGAUGCUUUAGCUAGCUAUUCAAACUGCAUUUAAUAAGGCAAUCACUGAAACUUCCCAGACCUUAGCAGCACUCCCAAAGCAAUGAUUAUGAGCACUUUUUUAUAUGACACUUAGUCUCUUGAACUGGAUAUUAGACCCUAAAGAUCGCAGGAAAAAGCAGGUGAUGGGUCUGCUCAACAGAUUAUUUGUGAAGCCCAAACAGUCAAAUAGGCGUUGGUACAGAGAACUGUAAACACUUUUUAAAAUAUUAUGGACACAUCAUGCCUAAUAUUGUCAAACUACAAAAGACAUAUUAAUAGCUUCAAAUUAUGGCAUUGCAACUUAAAAGUCUUCGCUCUUUGAAAACGUGGCAGUCAGCACAUGAACAGGAUGUCUUCUUUUGUCCUGAAAGAUGUGGUCACAAUGCAGUUUGUAUAAAUGAUGAACUAUUGAUUUGGGGAGGAUAUAAUGAUACACCUAAUCUAGGAUCAACUUACUGUGAAAAAGAUCUACUUUGGAAUUACAAUCUGGACAUGGAUAUCUGGACCUGUGUAAAAACUAGAGGACUGAUACCAAAGAAUAGAUCAGGUGCCAUAAGUGCAUUAAUUUGGCCAUUCUGGUACAUACUGUGUGGUCAUGUCUUUGAAGGGGACACUAAUGAUAUACAUAGGUUGAAUCUUGUUACUCUCGUAUGGGAGAAACUUAACCCUUCAGGACUUCUAAUAUCUCCACGAGACAAAGCUUCAUCAUGGGUCUACAGAAAUAGAAUAUACUGUUUUGGUGGUUUUGGCUCACGACCAACCAAUUGUCUUUGGAAUGAAGAAUAUGAUAAAUAUACACUGGAAAUGUUGAACAAUAGAGGUUGGAAUGAUCAACUAUUGUAUUUUGAUGCAGAGAAACUUGAAUGGGUUUUGGUUCAAUGCAAGGGAAACAAACCUAAAGGUAGAGCAGCUCACUCUACUGUAUGUGUUGACAGUACAGUCUACUUGUUUGGAGGGCGUCAUCAGACUCAAAGAAUGAAUGAUCUGCAUUGCCUAAAUUUAGAAUCCCAGACAUGGAGUGGAAGCAAAUAUUGUAGAGGAAAUCUCCCUAUAGAAAGAUCCUGGCACAGUAUGACUGCUAUUAACAAGUCAGAACUAAUUAUGUAUGGAGGCUUCAGUAAUGACAAUGUUCCACUUGAUGAUCUAUGGUUACUGGAUGUGCAAUCUUUUACCUGGACUCUUUUGGUGCAUGGCACAGGUCAACCUAGAUUGUGGCACAGUGCAUCACUUAAUAUGUAUGGGGAUAUUUUAAUCUAUGGUGGUUGUUGCAGUAACAUUCUGGAGGACACAGAAAGAUUGAUCACCAGUGACCAGGUGAUUGUACUUAGAAGAACUCCAUUCACACUGGAGAGGCUCUGUUUGCAUGCUGUGUACAAAAAUAAAAAGGUAACUAAAGAAGGAUGGGAUACCUUACCACGUUUGCUCAAAGAAUGGCUUCAUUUAAAAUUGCAGAUUACCAACCAUAUGUUUGCUUAUAAAAGUAAUGCUAUAUCUUUGCUUGGUCCAAAUGUAACACAGCUAACAGUACUUACUGUUGAUGAAGCAGAGCAGCUUAAUAAGGAAGAGCUGCUUUAAAUUGUAUCAUCAUCAAUAUUUUCUUGAGUGUCGCUAGCAUAAUCUAUGGAAUGAUGAUACUAAUAUAUAGAUUUAUAGUAUUGUGUAUAGACUUUUAUUUACGUUUAAUUUGAAACAUUGAGAGUUGAGCAGCAUUUAUAAAAGUGUUACUUAUUAGUUUCAUUGUAGAUUCUUUCAGAAAUGCUUUUAAACAUAUCUUUUUUUGUUAUGAUCUUUGAUUGAUUGAUAUUCUUAAUUGAUUUCACUUUUUUAUUCAUUAAUUUCUUUAAAAGUAAACCAGAUUUUAACAUCUCAUGAUUCUGAUUAAAACUCAAAUGUUGAACUAUA
Biomphalaria glabrata is the source of this 2113-nucleotide messenger RNA. RefSeq names its product kelch domain-containing protein 2-like. NCBI's taxonomy places the organism in Eukaryota, Metazoa, Mollusca, Gastropoda, Planorbidae. The record is from RefSeq and is a predicted model, not a curated record. The transcript is spliced from 13 exons. Gene Ontology annotation, molecular function: protein binding. The coding region runs from base 500 to 1786 and encodes 428 amino acids.